Oncorhynchus nerka (sockeye salmon) is the source of this 5765-nucleotide messenger RNA. RefSeq names its product serine palmitoyltransferase 2-like. The coding region runs from base 84 to 2513 and encodes 809 amino acids. The record is from RefSeq and is a predicted model, not a curated record. Gene Ontology annotation, cellular component: serine palmitoyltransferase complex. Gene Ontology annotation, biological process: sphingosine biosynthetic process; ceramide biosynthetic process. NCBI's taxonomy places the organism in Eukaryota, Metazoa, Chordata, Actinopteri, Salmoniformes, Salmonidae. Gene Ontology annotation, molecular function: pyridoxal phosphate binding; serine C-palmitoyltransferase activity. The transcript has 12 exons.
GGGUAUUUGCAGUUUCUCCAGACACAGAGAGAAGAGAGGUCCAGGGCACGUAACUAUACAAACCUGGAUAUUCAGGCGAAUAAAUGCCACCAAGUAUGACCAAGAGCUCGGCGAAUAAACUGACAAAUGGAGAUGUUUUCCACCAGACAUCCAACGGUAAGACAUCAUCGAGAAGGAACGGUUUCGUGAAGAAUCAUUGCUUGUUCCAACAACCGCAACAGAAGAAUCGGCGCCCGAGUGAGAACAACCAUGUUGUUCGUAACGCCAGCCUGUACAACAAAGCGUUUGUGGAGCAGUUUGAGGAGACUCCUCUGCUUGUGGCGGUUCUCACAUACAUGGGCUAUGGGAUCCUCACCAUCUUCGGGUACCUGCGGGACUUCCUCCGGCACUGGGGCAUGGAGAAGUGCCAUGUAGCCAGAGAAAGGGAAGAGCAGAAGGACUUUGUUCCACUGUACCAGGACUUUGAGAACUUCUACACCCGGAAUCUAUACAUGCGUAUCCGUGACAACUGGAACAGGCCGAUCUGCAGUGUUCCAGGAGCCAAGAUGGACCUGUUGGAGAGGGCCUCCAAAGACUACAACUGGACCUUUCAACACACAGGCAAGCUGGUGAAAGACGUGAUCAACAUGGGUUCAUAUAACUACCUGGGCUUUGCUGAGAACACUGGGAGGUGUGCCGACGCUGCCACAGAGUCCACCCACCACUAUGGCGUUGGAGUGGGUAGCACCCGCUAUGAGAUGGGUAACCUGGACAUCCAUGAGGAGUUGGAACAGCUGGUUGCUAGGUUCCUGGGGGUGGAGUCAUCUAUGGCCUUUGGGAUGGGCUUCGCUACCAACUCCAUGAACAUUCCGGCUCUGGCUGGAAAGGGCUGUUUGAUCCUGAGUGAUGAGUUAAACCAUGCCUCUCUGGUGCUGGGCGCUCGGCUGUCUGGAUCCAUCAUCAGAGUCUUCAAGCACAACAAUAUGGUGAGUCUAGAGAAGCUAUUGACAGACGCCAUCGUCCACGGCCAGCCCAGAACACGCAGGCCCUGGAAGAAGAUCCUCAUACUGGUCGAAGGAAUAUACAGGUACGGUACCUUUUUUAAGUGGUAUCGUAUGAUAUCACAUUUACAGCUAUCAUCUAAAGGCUCCCUGCAGACUCGGCACGGCCUAGUCGUACAGAAAGGCUCCCUGCAGGCACGGCCUAGUCGUACAGAAAGGCUCCCUGCAGACUCGGCACGGCCUAGUCGUACAGAAAGGCUCCCUGCAGACUCGGCACGGCCUAGUCGUACAGAAAGGCUCCCUGCAGACUCGGCACGGCCUAGUCGUACAGAAAGGCUCCCUGCAGACUCGGCACGGCCUAGUCGUACAGAAAGGCUCCCCGCAGCCUCGGCACGGCCUAGUCGUACAGAAAGGCUCCCUGCAGACUCGGCACGGCCUAGUCGUACAGAAAGGCUCCCAGCAGACUCGGCACGGCCUAGUCGUACAGAAAGGCUCCCGCAGACUCGGCACGGCCUAGUCGUACAGAAAGGCUCCCUGCAGACUCGGCACGGCCUAGUCGUACAGAAAGGCUCCCCGCAGCCUCGGCACGGCCUAGUCGUACAGAAAGGCUCCCCGCAGCCUCGGCACGGCCUAGUCGUACAGAAAGGCUCCCUGCAGACUCGGCACGGCCUAGUCGUACAGAAAGGCUCCCUGCAGACUCGGCGCGGCCUAGUCGUACAGAAAGGCUCCCUGCAGACUCGGCGCGGCCUAGUCGUACAGAAAGGCUCCCUGCAGACUCGGCGCGGCCUAGUCGUACAGAAAGGCUCCCUGCAGACUCGGCGCGGCCUAGUCGUACAGAAAGGCUCCCUGCAGACUCGGCGCGGCCUAGUCGUACAGAAAGGCUCCCUGCAGACUCGGCGCGGCCUAGUCGUACAGAAAGUCUCCCUGCAGACUCGGCACGGCCUAGUCGUACAGAAAGUCUCCCUGCAGACUCGGCACGGCCUAGUCGAGUUGAUCGACUACCUGCGGUCCCACUCCCACAGUGCUAUCUACGCCACCUCCAUGUCCCCUCCUGUGUCCCAACAGAUCAUCACGUCUAUGAAGAUUAUCAUGGGGGAGGACGGUACCACUCUGGGUGUGGUUCGUCUGAGGCAGCUGUCAGAGAACACUACGUAUUUCAGGAGGAAACUCAGAGAGAUGGGCUUCAUCAUCUAUGGCAACGAUGACUCUCCUGUUGUACCCAUGAUGCUCUACAUGCCCGCCAAGAUCGGGGCGUUCGGUAGGGAGAUGUUGAAGAGGAACAUUGGGACGGUGGUGGUUGGCUUUCCGGCCACGCCCAUCAUAGAGUCCAGGGCCAGGUUCUGUGUGUCUGCUGCCCACACCAGAGAUAUUUUGGACACGGCGUUGGAGGCCAUCAGUGAGGUAGGAGAUAUAUUACAGCUGAAGUAUUCUAGACACCAGAGACGUCCUCAUCUCCCCUCCUCCCUGGGUUCAUGGUCCUCUGAGGAGAGUCUGCUCCAGGAGCCCAGCCACGUCAAGCCUUCUGUCAUGUAACUAACUGAAAUUGCCUACACUGGUGUAGGGUCAAGUUGCCUCUAGAUGCUGAUCUUUUGUCAGUUUAGAAUUUUUCCCCACUAAUAGUUAAUGUUAGGAUUGGGGGAUGGAAAGCUGAUCCUAGAUCUGUACCUAAGUGAAACUUCACCAGGUCUGAACAGUCACCAUGUGCCCAGAGGGUUUUCUUAAUGCAUCUUAACUUAUUGUGACUUCAUUUUUUUGAGUUUGUACCUUAAUGUUGAGUCUUAAAUAUGUCUUUGUGCAUUAUGGGGUCUUCCAAUGCAAUAAUAACAAGAUUACAUUGACAUUGUAGUAAUUUAGAAGACUCUUAUCCAGAGCCACUUACUGGAGCACCUUGCUCAACGGCACAUUGACAGCUUUUUCACUGAUUCGGCUCAGGGAUUCGAACCAGCUACCUUUUAGCUUACAGACCCAACACUUUAAACCAAUAGGCUUCCUGCUGCGUUUCUUAAAUGUAUUUUCAGCUUUUAAGAUGGGUUUUAAUAUUAAAAUAUACAGUACCACUUGUUUGGUUACACCAAUGGUUGGUUACUGGCAGGAGUUAUAUAACAGACAAAGUUAAUAAAUAAUAUAUAUCAUUCCUUACGUUAGUAGGGCACUAAAUAUAGGCCUUCAUAUCACAUGGGGUACAUCAAGUGUCAACCUUUUAUUUUUUACAUUUUAUUUAACUUAAACCUUUCCACUCUAAUCAGUGUUUUAUACUUGAAUAUUGUCAUUGGGUCCUUUCUCUAACCACAUAUAUGUAUUGUACAUUAUCUACUGUUUAUACUGUAAAUUAACAUGUGAACAUCUUCUUUGACUUAACAUCGUAGCUAGUCACCAAUCACAGAGCUGCUUUCCAUGAGUAGUCCUAGCUCUCUCUGUAAUCUACGUAUCACACCUGGCUCAUGUUCAUUAGGGCACGUCUCUGCCAAAACAAGCAUUUCUUAUUGGACAAGCCCUGGUAGUCCCUCCCAGUUUCAGUUAGUUUUGUUCCAUUUUGUGCCUAAUGAACACGACUUUGUUCCAAAAAGAUCCGUUGAAAUAUUUAGAAUAGUAGGGGGGGGGGGUCCCUUUGAAGAGCCGACCAUGUUGUGAAUGUUUUAUUUUCUAUCAUAUUUUUCAGCCUUUUAACAUUUAGUGUUCUUUACACCUGUGCUGGAAUAACUUGAACUCAUAUGUCUUAAACAUUUUGAACAGAGUCUCUUUAACGUAUCCAUGAAUGAAGAUUCUCUAAUACUGCUAUAGGAUAAAUAAGAGCCAGGUCGUGUUGUGUGUUUCUUAGGAUCGGCUUCCUGGAAUAGAAAAUGCAUAUAUUUCAAUGGAGAUUCUUGCCUUCAUCUGUGUGCGGGAAACUGCCCGUUACUGAAGACACAUGUCAUGUGAAUAUCUAACUGUAUAUCUGAACCUAAGUGCUUAUUCUAUUAUUAAACAACCCAGCGCUGAUGUCUUCUUCCUGAACAAUGACACGCUGGGUGUAAUGUAACCACACUGUCUAUCUGUACGUAUGACCAUGCUGCAUCCUAACCGUGCUUCUCUGAUGUACAGAUAUGUCCUUAUUUGGAAACCCCUUCCUAUGGAUACCCUCUUUAUAAGGUAUUAUAAGUGCAUCCAUAAUGCCUUAUGAGCUAUGUAUAUUGCAUUAUACUGCCUUAUGAGCUAUGUAUAUUGCAUUAUAAUGCACAAAAUAGGUUUAAUACAUGACGUUUUUCUAUUUAUUGCAAAUUCCCUAUAGUAUUUCAUUCUGCCUUGUUUUGGGGAAGAUGUUUCUAAUAUAAUAUCUCUGACAUGUCUUCAGUGCUAGUACUACUGAUGGGCAUUGGAAAUGCAAAGAUGAUGUAGCCUCACUGAAAUGACGGGCUUUACGGCUGGCUAACGGCGGGCUUUACGGCUGGCUAACGGCGGGCUUUACGGCUGGCUAACGGCGGGCUUUACGGCUGGCUAACGACAGGCUAACGGCGGGCUUUACGGCUGGCUAACGGCGGGCUUUACGGCUGGCUAACGGCGGGCUUUACGGCUGGCUAACGGCGGGCUUUACGGCUGGCUAACGACAGGCUAACGACGGGCUUUACGGCUGGCUAACGACGGGCUUUACGGCUGGCUAACGGCUGGCUAACGACGGGCUUUACGGCUGGCUAACGGCGGGCUUUACGGCUGGCUAACGGCGGGCUUUACGGCUGGCUAACGACUGCUUGGUUUGAAGGAAGCGUCUUUACCGCCGACUGUCUCACAGUGAUUCUUCUUAUCUGAUAUGACAUUCCAGAAUUAGCUGGUUUUGUUUUGGCUGGCUUGUAUAUUUGUUAUUUUAUUUUGUGUAAAUUAUAUAUUUGAUUUUCAAUGGGACAACCUAUGGGUCAUUUCAAGUGUAAUAUUGUGGUAAGUCAAAUAUCCGGUUUGUAGUUGAGGUGUGUGAGUGUAGAAAUGUAUCGAACAGAACUGAGGCUAGCACUGUGAUCAUUCCACCACUACAAGCUCCUUUUAAACUAUCUCUUGACAUUUUAAAGUGUCUAGAACUUGUUUAACAGUAAAACUGAAACCUUGUUGAUUCUGCAUUGUAUUUAGUUCAAGCUGGGUGAGUCCAUGUAGUUAGUCUCUCUUAGUGCCAUUCGGGACCCUUUUUCCUAUAGUGUACUACUUUUAACCACAGCCUUAGUCAAAAGUAGUGCACUAUAUAGGCAAUGGGGCACAAUUUGGGAUGCCUGCUCCGUAUCCUGUUCCCAUCUCUAUUGAGACAGGAUGUGAUUGCUGAUAUCCAGCAACAUGAUCUCAGGAAGGCUUUUUACAUUUCUACAAAGCAAAUAACAUUUAGCUUCAUAUGUCAUUAAUCACUGGCCCAUUUUUUUUAAAGUAAAUGUGUUUUUAAAAUGAAAAGAUUAAAAAGUUCUUUGAUGUAAAAUGACAUUGUUUAACCAGCAAUGGGAGAGAUUUGUGAACUGACCUACUAUGUACGCGGCUGUAUAAAUCCUGUAUGUUAUCAGUAGGCUUUUACCUUGCCAAGUUCAAUGUUUGGAGAUAGUCAGGGUUGAAAGAUAAACCAUUUGAGGUUUUUGAAGCAAUGGUGUGUGUUAAACCGUGCUGUUGGAAACGGUGCUGAGAUUAAAUCUGUCUUUGUUUGUAUCAAGCUCUAGGUUAGCUUUGUCUUUUGGCAAAGGUCUAUAUACAUACGCACGAUGUGUAAUGUCAUCUAUCGGAAAGUCUUUACAGAAUGAAUACCAUUAAAUGACUUACAACCUGUUUGUAUCUUAAAGAAGA